Messenger RNA from Acaulospora colombiana, 621 nucleotides. The record is from the annotation of a GenBank genome assembly. Lineage: Eukaryota; Fungi; Glomeromycota; Glomeromycetes; Diversisporales; Acaulosporaceae.
AUGAAAGGAGAAGUCACAACCAUUAAAGUGAGGUAUAACUCCGGUGGAACUAGAAUUGCUCGUAGGAUCACCAUCAGCAAGUAUAUCAAGUUGGAAGAAUUAGAAUACAAGAUACGCGAACGUUUCGACGUCAGUCUUGACAAAAGGAUUGAAAUUUAUUAUUUAGACGAUGAAGGGGAUCACAUCGCCAUCACCUUCGAGGAAGAGUUAGCAUUGGCCUUGGAAUCUCCGAAUGCAUUAACACUCGAGUUAGUCGUCAAACCAAAGAUUAUCGAUGCUUUCUACACCUAUCCAAAGGUUUCAAAAGGUAGUCCCGGUGAUAUUACAGAGGUUUUAGUUGAAGACCAAUGGCUUACAAUUCCCAGCGCAACGAGAAAUGAUACCAAAGCAUGGGGAACUCACAUUUAUACUGGUGACUCUGAUCUUGUGAAAGCUUUAGUUCACACAGAGAAAAUUGAACUGACAGAUUUGCCACCAAGAUAUAAUGUCAUUGCCACUUUACGCUUCCUGCCUGGCUGCAUUAAAUACAUCGGUUCGACUAGCCAAGGAAUAACCACCUUGAACUACGGCCCCUAUGAUUUGAGUUAUGUCAUUGAAGAUGUUAGAACAGUUCCUCUUUGA